Salvelinus sp. IW2-2015 is the source of this 13622-nucleotide messenger RNA. Lineage: Eukaryota; Metazoa; Chordata; Actinopteri; Salmoniformes; Salmonidae. The record is from RefSeq and is a predicted model, not a curated record.
AUGAACAGUGUCUUCACCAAGAACGGGGAGAAGCUGUCCCUUAGUGAUGUGUACACAGAGCUGAAGACAGGGGUCACCCUUGUCCGUCUGUUAGAGUUAAUCUCCAGGGAGAAGCUGCCCACCCCCAGCCGACGCACCCUACGGGUCCACUGCCUGGAGAACAACAGCAUCGUUAUCAACUUCCUCAAGACUAAGAUUCGUGUGGAUCUGAUUGGCCCUGAGAACGUUGUGGAUGGAGAUCGGACCCUGAUCUUGGGCCUGCUGUGGAUCAUCAUCCUACGCUUCCAGAUCGGAGCCAUCAAUCUCGAUGAGGCAAGUGGUGGUGCCAGCAACGCCCGUCGUUCUGCCAGGGAAGCUCUUCUGAUCUGGUGCCAGCGUAAGACAGCAGGAUACUCCAACGUCAAUGUGCAGGACUUCUCAGGAAGCUGGAGGAAUGGGCUGGCAUUCAACGCCCUCAUUCAUGCCCACCGACCUGACCUGUUUGAUUAUAAUCGUCUGCGUGAGGAGGACCCUAAGAGGAACCUGGGCCAUGCCUUCUCUCUGGCCGAGAAUGAGUUUGGCAUCCUCCAGCUGCUGGAUGUGGAGGACAUCGAUGUUAAACACCCAGAUGACAAGUCUGUCAUGACCUACGUCUCUCUCUACUACCACUACUUCUCUAAGAUGAAGCAGGGACAGACCAUCCAGAAGAGACUGGCCAAGAUCGUGGGUCUCCUGAAGGAGCUAGAUGAUCAGAAGAUCCUGUAUGAGAGAAUGGUGUCUGACCUCCUGCGGUGGAUCAAGACCAAAGUGGUGGAGCUCAACGAUCGCUCCUUUCCCAACUCCCUGAGGGACAUGCAGCAGCUGGUGGCCUCCUUCAAGACCUACCGCACCGUGGAGAAACCCCCCAAGUACCAGGAGCGAGGGGCCAUCGAGGAAAACUUGUUCAGCCUGCGCACCAAGCUCAUAGCCAACAACCAGUGGGCCUAUGUUCCCCCAGAAGGAAAGACCCUGGGGGACAUCGAGAAGAACUGGGCCUUACUGGAGCGGGCGGAGCAUGAGAGAGAGGACGCCCUCCAGAGGGCGCUGCUAAGGCUGGAGCAACUGGAGCAGCUGGCCCAGAAGUUUGGCAGGAAGGCAGGGCUGAGGGAGGGCUAUCUGGAGGACACAGCCCAGCUGAUCAGCAGACAGGACCUGAGGGGGUUAAACAGCCUGGAGGAGGCCCAGGCUGCAGCCCGGAGACUGGAGGCCCUGGGGACAGACACCCUGGCUAGGGAGCCUCGCUUCAGAGCCCUCAGCGACAUGGCAGCUGUCAUCGAGAAGGGGAACUACCACAGCAAGGCCCAAGUCAUCCGGAGAGAGGUGAGCAUCACAAAGCGCUGGAAAGACAUCCUGGUUCAGUUGCAGCAGAAGAGAGAGCAGCUGGGGGACAUUGUGAACACACUGAGUGUCCUCAGGGACAUCGAACUGGUUGCCCAGGAGCUCAGAGAUCUACAGSUAGUUUUAGCAGGGUCCUCUGACAUUGGGAAGCAGCUCCCGGAGGUGGAGGCCUUGCUUCAGAAACAGGACCUGCUGGAAACCCAGAUCUCUGCUCAUGGAGAGACUCUGAGUGCCAUCAGUAACAGUGCCUUAAAGGGGACACAACGAGUUGCACAGCAGAUCCAGACCAGGGUCAAAUCACUCAAUGCUCAGUACAACUCUCUGGUGGGGCUUAGUAAGAACAGGAGGAAAAUGCUGGAGGGCCAGUUGAAGCUGUUUGAGUUUUUCCACGACUGUGAGGAGGUGGAGGCGUGGAUCUAUGAGAGGUGGCUUCCCCUUCAGUCUGCCAGUCUGGGCAGAGAUCUCAGCCAGAUCCAGCUGGCAAUUCAGAAACACAAGGUUCUUGAAGCCGAGGUGCAGUCUCACGAGUCUCUGUGCUCAGGGGUCGUGAGUAGAGGUCAGGAGAUGUGCAGAGGGAAACACCCCAGUGAGGAGGACAUCCAGAAGUCGGUCCGGACGCUGAAGAAACAGUGGGAGCACCUGAAGGAGGAUGUGGUCAAUCGCAAAAACAGACUGCAUGCAGCCAUCGUUAUCAAACAGUACUUUGCUGAUGUGACCGAGGCCAACUCGUGGCUGAGCGACAGGAAGCCCCUCCUGAUCAGCGAGGAUUAUGGGAAGGAUGAGUCCUCCACCAGCGCCCUGCUGCAGCGCCACCUACGGCUGGAAAAGGAGAUGGGAGCGUACGUCGUGGAGGUGAAACGCUUGGGAGAACAGGCCAAGGGAGCCUCCCAGCUGACCCCGCUCACAGCUGAGGCCCAGCAGAACAAGAUGCCCCAGUACAGUGAUUCCUCUGGUGACGAGGAGGGAUUGACCACACCUGCGAGAGUGACCUCCCUCAGAGGAGCAAAGAUCACUCAGACAUCUACCCAGACCCAUACACAGGAGGCUAAUGCCAAGAUCAGGUUUAAAUACACAAGAGGUGUGACGGUGUGGGACCGUGGAGAAAUUGUGACUAUCCUCAACAGAGACAAUGAGGAUACGUUUCUAGUGAGGGACAGCAAAGGCAACGAACAGCUGGUGCCAAAGACGUACCUCACAGAGCUCCCAUCAUCUACAUCAGGGACUGAUUUAGACCUGGGACACCAGAACACUCCCUCUACACCACCUCCAUCCACCAAUGGGGUUACUGAAAGCCCCACUAAGAGGGUGAACCGGGCGCGUCGCAGACGUUCCAUGCGCCGGGGGACCGCUGAGAUCCAGUCCUCUUCGAUUCCUGAUCCACAUUACCAGAGAGAAACCAUAGAGAGCACCCAGAGCAGUCUAGACCGGGACUUCAACACCCUGCACAACCUGGCUAAUUCCAGGAGGAAAACUCUGGAGGAGACGGUUCGGUUGCACCGCUUCUACAACACCUGUGAGGAGUUUGAGUCCUGGAUGGAGGACAAGGAGAACAUCCUUAACACCUUCAGUCCUAACUCCGACAACGUGGGUGUGGUGCAGGCCAAAUAUGAGAACUUUCUGACCGAGCUGGCAAGUGGGAAGGGCCAGCUCGAUGACAUCACCAGACUUGGGGAGGAGCUAGUGAAGAGCAGACACAGUAAACACAGAGAGAUACAGGCCAAGCAAGGACAAGUCACACGCAGGUGGGAGCGCAUGCAGAAGCUGAAGGAUGAGAAGGGCCAUGAGCUGCUGAGCACGGCGGAUGUGCAAUCCUUCCUCCAGAGCUGUGAGGAGGCCCGGGCCCAGCUCAUGGAGCAGUUCACCCAGCUGGACACUGUGGAUGGUGUGGGUACUACCUCCACAGCCCUGGACACUGAAGAGAGGGCCCAGGCUCAGGCACAAAGAGACAUACAGGCCCUGGAGAGGAAGAUAUCAUACCUCAAGAGUGUGGCUAAAAUGAAGCAGGACUGCAGCCCAGCAGAGGCCGCAGCCAUCAUGGAGGAGGUGCGGGGCCUGGAGGCUCUGCUGGAGCAGGUGAAGGGCCAGGCAUCAGAGAGACAGAGGCUUCUGGAGGAGGCCAAGCGGCUGCAGCUGUUUCAGCAGGAGACCAGGGACCUGCUGCUGUGGGCCGGGGCCGCCCAGGACCGCCUACUGGAGGACGACACAGCCUCGGACGUGACCUCCGCUCAGAACCUCCUGAAUGACAACCAGGAUCUGAGGAUAGAGAUCGACGCGCAAAGGGAGAGGGUGAAAGACAUGGAGAAACUUGGAAAGUCUCUUGAGGAACAAUCAAGGGGAAACCGAGGUGUGAAGGACAUCCAGCAGACGCUGGGAAAACUGAGCCAGGAGUGGACCAAGCUGGACAAACUGUGGGGCAGUAGGAACAGGAGGCUGGAACAGGGGGUGGAGCUACAGAAGCUGAAUCAGGAGGCUGACCGUAUCGAGGCAGCCCUAGAUAAAAUAUACUGUACACUGUUGAAUCAGGAGGCUGACCGUAUCGAGGCAGCCCUGUCUGGGCAUGAGGCCAGGCUGAAGGUCAAAGACCUGGGGGACUCUGUAGACAAUGUCCACAGUCUGUUGGGCAGACAGGAGGAACUGGAGGGCCUACUGAAUUCUCUGGACCAACAGAUCAGCCUCUUCCAAGACAAGAGCAAGGAACUCGUCAACAAACGACACUUUGCUGCCAAACAAAUACAGGAGAGGUCACAGAAUAUUCAAGAGCGCAAUAAGAAGCUUGGAGAGAGCUGCAAACGAAGACGGACCCUCCUGCUUGAUUCACAUAAGUAUCAGGAGUUCCAGAGAGAUGCUGAAGAAAUGCUGUUGUGGAUGGAGGAGAAGUUCAAGAUAGCUGAAGACGAGUCAUACCGGGACCCUACCAAUAUCCUCCGCAAGCUGAAGAGACAUGAAGCGGCUGAGAAAGAGAUGCAAGCUAACCAAGUGUGGCUAGACAGACUCACACAGUUGGGAGAGGAGAUGCUGUCGGAGGAGCAUUACGAGAGCCAGAACAUCAGGAGGAAGUCUACCCAGGUUAACAGUCGCUGGGUCAGGCUCCAGGGGAAGAUGACUGAGAGAGGAGACAAGCUGAGACAGGCCGGACAGCAGGAGCAGCUCAUGGAGCUACUGCAGGAUGCCAAGCUGAAGAUCGACGCCAUCCAGAGGAUGUUGCAGAACGCAGCCAAAGGUCACGAUCUUCGCUCCAGCCGCCAGCUGUUGAAGGAGCACCAGCAGCUAGAGGCCGAGGCCCAGGAACUGGCUGACAAGAUCAACACCAUCGUGACCCGGGCCAAGCACCUGGCCACUAACCACUUUGACUCCCAGAGGAUCCUUCAGGAGACAGAUACGUACAUGAAGCUGUUCAAGUCGCUGCAGAAGCCUCUGGAUCGUCGCAGGGCCCAGCUGGAGGCGUCCGUGGCUCUGUUUGGCUUCUAUCAUGAUGUAGACAUAGAACUCUCCUGGAUAACCGAACACUACCCAUCCACUGGCUCCACCAACUAUGACAAGUCCCUGGCAGGGGCUAUCAACCUCAUGCAGAAACAUAAGGAGCUGCAGGCAGAAGUGAACGCUCACCGUAAACACUUGAACCGGAUCCUGGAGAAGGGGCAGAGCUUGGAGAAGUCCAGCCAAUAUGAUGGAGAGGAAGUCCAGCAGAGGAAUACACACCUGGCCACAGAGUGGGAGGAGCUAGAGGCAGCCUGUGACAAGAGGGCCAUCCACCUGAACAGGGCCAUCACUAGAGAACAGAUCUUGCUUGACUGUGCGGAGCUGGAAACCCGUCUCUCUGAGACUCUAGCUUUGGUCAGCACUGAUGAGUAUGGCAAGAACGAUCUAGCCACCCAGAGCCUUAUCAAGCAACAUCAGGCGGUGGAGGGGCAGAUGGAGGUGCUGGAGGCCCAGGUGGAGGAGCUGGGGAUGUGUGGAGUCAGCCGUCCAUGAGUGGACCUGGACGAGGUCAAUAGACCAUACAGCCGCAUCAGCAGUCAGAUGAGCAAGCUGCAACACCAAGCCCAAGUCAGGGGCCAAAAGCUGAGGGAGGCUCUCCACCUCCAUGAGUUCAGACGGGAGUCUUCAGAGCUGGACGACUGGAUCACACAGCAGAGACAGAUAGCCUCCUCUGAGGACUACGGAAAUGACUAUGAACAUGUAGUGCUACUGAAUGGUAAAUUUGAGGCCUUCCUGAAGCGUUUGGACGUGGGAUUUGAUAGGAUGCGGAGCUGCAAAGAGCUUGCUGAUAGUCUCAUUCAACAUAAGCACCCUCAAGCUUCCAACAUCAGGGACACACAACAUCAGCUCAGAUUGUCAUGGGAGGAACUGCAGGACUUGGCCAAAGACCGCAAAGACCGUUUACUCAAAGCCGAGGAGUGUCACAAGUUUUACAGAGAUCUCACCGAUGCCUUAGGACAUAUUGAGGAGAGGUACAAGAGCAUUCCUGAUGACAUCGCCAGGGACCUGCGAGGGGUGCUUUUGCAGCUUCGUAAACACGAGGCUCUAGUCCACGUGCUAGCAGGGAACGAGCAGCAGCUCCAGGAGCUGCUGGAUAUGGCAGACUCCACCCUGGACCUGUGCUCCCCAGAGAUGAGGGUUCUCCUGCAGGAUCAACAACAGGAGGUGGUGGAGCACUGGGAGAAGCUGCGCCUCCACAUGGACCAGAGGGAGGGAGACCUCAAACGGGCACGCCAACGCUACCUCUUCCUCAACACGGUCCAGGACUAUGCUCUGUGGUGUGCCCAGGUGUUGAGUGGGAUGACAGCGGAGGAGUCUAUUAGAGACGUGGCCACCUGUGACCUGCACCUGGCCCAGCACCAGCAGCUGUGGGCUGAGAUCGUGGCCCGGGAGGAGACCUACGACCAGGCAGUGGCUAUGGGGCAAGAGCUGCAGGUGCAGGACAGACACAACGCAAGAGAGGUCCAGGAUAAGCUGAGUGGUCUACAGGAGGAGAGGGACUCACUUCAUGGCCACUGGGAGAGGAAACAGAGAGGCCUGGAGGGGACCCACCUGGAACAGGUCUUCUACAGGGACACAGAGAGCAUGGAGAAGAUCACCAACUCCCAAGAGAUCCUUCUGAAGAACAGUGAUCUGGGGACGUCAGUUGAUGAGACAGAGGGACUCAUAAAACGCCAUGAAGCCUUUGAGAAACUCCUCAGCACUCAGGAGGACAAGAUAUCAUUGCUGAAGGACCUUGCUGAGAGACUGAAGAAGGAAGACUUCAGUCGUGAGAAAGCCGGCCACAUCCACAGCAAGCUGAAGGCCCUCCUGGAGAGGCGAAGCAGGAUUAAGGGACUGUCAAUCAAACGCAGAGAGGAGUUGGCAAUCUCCAGGCUGCUCUGCAUCUUCAACCGCAAUGCUGCCGAGGCUGAGGAGUGGGUGUCGGAGCGUAUGCAGAAGAUGCAGGAGGAUUCCAAGGUGGACCUGAGCAACCUGCAGACCAAGAUGAAGCUGCUCCAAAAACAUCAAGUCUUUGAGGCAGAGAUUCUCGCCCACAGCAGAAUCAUUGACUCAGUGCAGCUGGCUGGUGAGGAGCUGGUGUCUCUGCAUCACCCUAAGUCCCAGGAGGUUCGUCGUAGUGUUGCAGCUCUUGAGAAACACUGGGAGGAGCUGAAGCUGGCGGUGGCCGCCAGGGGGAAGGUUCUAGAAGACAACAGAGACUUCCUGGAGUUCCUGCAGAAGGUGGACCAGGUGGAGGUCUGGAUCAGACAGAAGGAGGUCAUGAUAAACAUAGGGGAUGUUGGCACAGACUAUGAGCAUGGGCUCCAACUGCUGAAGAAACUGAAUGAGUUUAGAGGAUCAGGCUCUGGGGAAGUCACAGUGGACGAUGCUCACAUCAAGGCCAUCAACAACCUGGCUGCUCGGCUGGAGAGGCAGAACAGUGACGAACUGGCUACAGUGAAACAGCGCAGACAGCAGCUUAAUGACAGAUGGAGUAAGUUCCAUGGCAACCUGAGCAGCUAUAAGAAGAAGCUGGAGGCAGCGCUGGUGAUCCACUCUCUCAUCAGAGAACUGGAUGAAGUCCGGGAGAGAGCCAAUGAGAAGAUGCAUCUGCUGCAAGGCCAGGACUGUGGCUGGGAUGUGGAGAGUGUGGAGAAUCUGAUACGACGCCACGAGGAGACUGAACGUGAGGCUGGAGUCAUACAGGAAAGAGGCAAGGCACUGGAAAAGGACACCGCUGACCGCCUGAAAGCUCAGUCUGUGAUGGCCGACAAACUGAGCAAAAAGCAGAAAGAGGUCAAAACCGGCCUUGUGAAGCUAGAGAAGGACAUUAAACUCAGGAAGGAGAGGCUGCAGGAGGCUCACCAGCUGCAGCUGUUCAAGGCUAACCAGCGCCUCCUACUGGACUGGACCCUGAAGCAGAGCUCUGAGAUGGGAGAGAAAGGCCUGCCCAAGAGCAAGAACGAAGCAGAGCGAUUCAUAGUAGAACAUCAAGACUGGAAGACUGAGAUUGAUGCACGGGGGGAGCGUAUCGACUCUGUCAGAGACUUUGGCCUGAGUCUGGUAAAGUCUGGACACAGCUCAUCAUCAGAGAUCAAUAAGUCUCUGACCAAGCUGGAAGAGGCCAAGAUGGGUCUGAGCCAGACCUGGCAGAACAGGAAGAAGACUCUGGAUCAGGCUCUAGGCCUACAGAUAUUCCUUGGCUACAUGGAGCAGAGUGAGAGCUGGUUGAGCAACAAGGAGGCCUUUCUGGCCAAUGAAGACCUUGGGAGUUCUCUCUCUGAUGUGGAGACCCUCCAGAGAAAGCAAGCCCUGUUUGAGAACACUCUGGAUGCUCAGAUGGAGCAGGUGGAAGGAGUGGAGCGGUUCGCCCAACAGCUGAUCCAGCAGAAACACUUUGACUUGGACAAUAUCAAGUGCAAGAGCAAGUCUGUGCUGCUCAGAAAAGGAAAACUGUUGGAAAUGAGUAAGGUUCGCCGGAAGGCUCUUGAAGAAUCUCUACAACUCCAGACGUUCCUGGGUAGCAGCUAUGAGGUGUGCUCGUGGCUCAAUGAGAGGAAUGCAGUGGCCCUGGAUGAAAGCUGGAGAGACCCCAUCAACCUCCAGGCCAAACUACUGAAACACCAGAGCUUUGAGGCUGAGAUCUUAGCGAACCGUAACCGAGUUGACACUCUUACUAAGGAGGGUGAGAGAAUGAUAGCAGCGGGUCACUCCACUCCUGGGAAGAUCAAACCGUGGCUGAAGGACCUUAACCAUGGCUGGGACCUGCUCCUCAACAACUGUAAAGAGAAGAAAUCUCGUCUGCAGCAGGCCUACCAGGCUUUACAGUUCCAACGUUCUCUGGACGACAUCGAGGAGUGGCUUGGGUCCGUAGAAGUUGAAGUAACCAACGAGGACUGUGGCACUGACCUCCCGUCAGUCAGCAGGCUGCUGAAGGCUCUACAGGACCUGGAGGAGGUAGUGGAUGGCUAUCUGGAGAGGAUCCAGGGCCUGGUGGAUACAGCCAAGGACUUCAGCUCCAAGGGCAACUUCCUGGCCCAGGAGAUCCAGCAACGAGUAGGCCAAACUGUCAAUAGAUAUAACAGUCUGGCUGAGCCAUUGCAGAACCGACGGGAGACCUUAGAAUCCUGGCAGAUGUUGUUCCAGUUCUACCGUGACAUGGAGGAUGAGCUGGUCUGGGUCCAGGACAAACUGCCCUCUGCCUCCGCCAAAGACUGGGGAACCUCCCUACAGAGUACUCAGUCUAUGGUCAAAAAACAUCAGGCUCUGGUGCAAGAGAUAGCGAGCCGUACCCCUCUGGUGCAGGCUGUCCAGACCGCAGGGCAGAACCUGGUGAGGGGCAGACACUUUGCCUCGCAUGAGAUCAGCGAGAAGCUGGCUGAGCUCAAGAAGAUUUUUGAGAGCCUGAAGACAGAGUCAGAAAACAGGGGCCGACUGCUACAGGAGGCUCUGAAGAUACAGACCUUCCUCUCUGAGGUUUCAGAACUACAACUGUGGAUGGAUGAGCAGAGACCAAUGUUAGAGUCCAAAGAUUUUGGGAAGAGUGAGGAGGCCACCGAGGUCCUCCUGAGGAAGCUGGACUCUGUAGACCUGGACAUGGAGAACCAGCGGCUGAAAGUAGAGUCUCUUCAGGAGACUGGCGCUAAACUGGAGCACUGUGGCCACCCCAACAGCCAUUUAGUGAGUAAGAGUCUUCCAGACGUGCUGGAUGAGUAUGAGAGUCUGCUGCGUGUCUCUGGCUCGCGACGGGCAGCUCUGGAGGACCAGCUGAACCUUUAUGUGUUUGAGAGAGAGGCCCGGGAGCUGCAGAACUGGCUGUGCUCCCGCAAGACCCUGGCUGAGUCAGAAGACUUUGGACAAGACCUGGAGGAUGUGGAGAUGUUGCAGAAGAAGUUUGAAGACUUUGUGGCUGAGGUGAACACGCUGGGCCAGAGUAAACUCAGCACUGUUCAACAACUACGACAGGAGGUGAAGUCUGCUGAAGGCCCGAGACGAGAGGCAGCGCUGCACAAGUUAUGGGACGAGCUCAACCGGAAUGUGAAGAUUAGAGCGGAGAACCUGAAGUCUGCCCGAGAGGUGCACCAGUUUGAUCAUGACGUGGACGAGCUGAAGGGUUGGAUGAGUGAGAAGGAGGUGGUGUUGGACUCUGACGACCACGAUCACGAUCUACUCAGUAUCCAGGCACUCAUCAGACAACAUGAAGGACUGGAGAGAGACUUGGCGGUCAUCGAGGGAGAGGUGUCUCGGACUAAAGAGGAGGGGCGGGACCUAACCAGGAAGUACCCCCAGGUGCAGGCCAGUCUGGGUGAGAGACUACAGGAAGUGGAGGCUAGCUGGGCUAGUCUGCAUGCCAAGGCCAUCCAACGCAGGAAGAGACUGGGGCAGGCUGAGGCUAUGCAGAGAUACCUCACAGAGUGGACAGAACUCAUGGCAUGGCUGAAAGAGACCCUGUCCCUGGUGAGAGGGGAGGGGUCAGGAGGGGAGGGUGCUGACCUGGAGCAGCUAAUCAAAAGACACGAAGAGUACCAUGUUCAGAUUGACAAGCAGCUCAACAAAUCACAGGCUGUGAAAGAUGAGGGCAGAUACCUCGUGGAGGAAGGCAACUUCAUGUGCCAAGAGUUGGAGGAUCGUCUUCUGGAGCUGCAGGAGCUGGAGAUGCGGGUGCAGGAGGUCUGGGAGGAGAGGAGGGUGUUGUACCAGGAGGAACUGGAGAUCCUUCAUCUACAGAGGGAGCUGGAGCAGGCAGAGCACUGGCUCAGUACCUACGAAGCUACUCUGAGGGUAGAGGAGUACGGGGACUCUGUGUCAGAUGUUCUGGAGUUGAUGAAGAAACAGGAGGACUUGGAGGCUAUGAUUCAAGCCCAGAGUGACAGGUUUAGCACCUUACAGAAGAAGAAAACACAGAGAGAGAAGAGAUUACAAAGCCUCCAUGGUGAUGAUGGAGAAAAUUCCAGGAAGAAGCUUUCCAGGGUGACCUCCCUGAAGAGGAAACCGUCUGACCCGAAGACCCCCCGACCCACUGGCCCUAAACUCCUAAAACCCACAGACCGGGUCCGCAGAACCAGCACCGGCAAAACACCUGAUCCAGAUUCAUCUCCCUCCAUCUCCAGUAGCCCCCCUCCCAGCCCCGCCCCUAGGGCCCUGACCACCCAGAACCCUGCCUCUGUGGCCCCCUCUAGAUCCCCACGCUUCGCCCCUCCAGUCAACCCUCCUCCAUCCCCUCCAUCCUCUCCCACUACAGAGAGCAGUAGCCACUCCUGCUACAGACCCCAUAGAUUGUCAGUGAAGGAAGAAGAGUUGCCUCCCACAGAUAGACCAUCUAUCGCCCCCAAGCCAAGGCUCUCCCUCAAAGAGACGUUAGCCAGGCAUGAGAAGCUGGCCCCAGAAACACCUGUGUCGGCCCCAACCUCACCUGAGCCAGCCUCACAUGCAUCUCCCCUACCCUCACCUGUAUCUGCACCUGUCCUCUCUGAAAAUCCUGAGCAGCCAGAUAACGAACCCACCACACCCCCUAAACUCCCUUCCCUUUCCGGAGAUGUCCCUCCCCCCUCCAGAGACCUGCCCCCUUCCCCUCUACUGCUACACCACAGGAAACUAGAGGACCUACCAGAGGAGAUGGCUACGCCGUCAGACUCGACAUCUGAUGUCAGUGGUCAAGUGCCUGCCAGAAUGGAUGGGAUGUUGGAGAUCAAGGUGAAACAAAGCGGAAACAAAGGUUUGGAGAACUGGGAUGCUGUCUAUGCAUUACUGGAGCGGGAGACACUCAAUCUUUUCAAAGACAGAGACGCAGCUACAGAGAGGUCUUCCCUAUGGCCCCCCAUCAAUAUGGUUGGAGCAGUGUGUAAGGAAAACCCAUACUAUAGGAGAAAAGACCAUACCUUCAAACUAACUCUGCAUGAUGGAAGUCAGUACCUGUUUGCUGCCUUUAGCCGAGAGCAGCAGCUCAAAUGGGUAGAGGAACUUCAGAACUGCACCAAGUCUGGAAGCUCCUCUGACUCUGAGGAUUCUGGGAACUCCUCAAAGGACACAGUAGAUCACCAGUACUCCAAACAGGUCAACGUCAAUGAUGCUUCUGAGAACAAAGGGUUUCUCAGAGUUGGCUCCAGUGAAAGUGUUGGUUCCAGAGUUGGCUCCAGAGAAAGUGUGGUUUCCAAUGAAAGUUUUGAGAGCGAUAUAGGGCCACCACCAAAGCCCCCCCAUACCUAUUACAACAAGCACCGCUACCCUACAGGAGGGGGGACCAAAGAUGAAGGGACUGUAAUAACUCAGAGACUGAGUUCCUUACAGAGGAGCCAUCCUCCCACUGCCCAACCUCCUCUACCUCCACAAAGCCUCAAUGACCCUGAGACCAAAGACAAACCCAAGAACAAGAGUGUCUUCAAGAAGCUCUUUGGAAAGUGAUUUGGGAUAUUUCCUGUGUUAUUAGAAUAGAGUCAUCAUAACAAUUUAUAUCUUAAUAUUACCUUUACAAUGGUCAAAUCAAAUGCCACAAUCUUUCUGUUGUUAACCAUUAGCAUUGGUUUAUGAUAUGUUAGCAACAAUUUAUAUCUUAAUUUUCUCCUUGUGUUGAUGUACUCAAGAUGGCUGCAUGCUCAUGAGAUUUAAUGCCAGUGCCUAUAUAAAAAGCGAAUUUAUUUAUUCAAUAGAAAAAAUUACAUUCAGUUGGCCUAUUUCAUUUUACACAUUUCAAACCACAGUCAUUUUCGAAUCACCACAUUUGGUAACUGAACUAAUAUCUCUUGUGUAGGAACAUAUAAAUAGAUCAUCCUUACCAUGCUCAAACGAAGUUUCAAGCUAAUUAUGCAUGAUGUCAAUGACAGAUUUGCCGAUAUUAGAAUUAUGCAUGUGUAUUUUAAGUAAAUAUGUCACCGAUAUUUAAUUGUAUGGAUUAUAGGCUGCCAAUCUUGUUUUGAAAGUGUGAGAAUAUUUUUAUCAGCACAUUGGGUGAGAAAGAAAUACAUGAUAUGAAGUGUAUUCUUAUCUUUUAAAUAUUUUUGUCAAACGAAAUGAGAGGACAUUUUUCAAAGUUAGUAUACUUUUUGCAAUUCAUUUUCAUGCCAUAAUUUAAUGACCUUGUGAUUAGGUUGGGUAUACUUUUACCACUUUUACGUUAUACAUUUUGCAAAAGUCAUUCGUAUUUUAAUUAUUUUCGGUUUAGACUGCAACUAGGAAUCAACAAAAUUACAUAUUUCAGAUUGAGAAUGUGUUAGUAUAAUAAAAGCCUGCAUUCAGAUAAAAUUAGGGGCCAAUUUUUGUCAUCCAAUAUUCCACAUGUAUCAUGCUUUUUUUGUGUAGGCUAGUAGCCAAAAGACUUUCUCUUUUGGUCAUCUUAAUAAACGGUUAUGUAUGUUUUGCGGAUUCUGUAAAAAAAUACAUGUCUUUGAUGGAAAUGUUCAAUUUCACGGAUUGAGAAAUGCGUAAAGAAUUGGACUACAACAUACAACCCUACAAUAAGUGUCAGCAAAGUACAUGCCACAAAUGAAUGAUCUUUCAGCAUUUUCGAUCCUAGGCCUUCCGGACUAUUUGCCUUCUUGAAUCAGCAACAUUUGCUACCGCUUGAUGGCGUCAGAGACAAUAAAGCAACAAGACAGUCUAUUCCUCAAGUCUAUUCCUUGCAGUUCAAAAGUUAAUUCGAGAUGUUGCCAUUGAUUUAACAUCUUGAGCUUUGUCUAUUUGUGAUUGUUGCAUUUAACUUGUUAAACAAUUUGGGUAAUGUGCCAUGAUAUUUCAGGUCAUGGGUUUGAUUACUCAUUUGGUGUCAUUAGGCUAGACGACGUGUGGGUAGAAUAAAAAUCAUAAAGGGA